AUGAGUUAUCGUUCUAGAGACUCUAAUCUUUGGAAUAUGUUGAAGCACGGUACGGUGAGAGCAGAAUCAGAAGAUGCUGAUGCUGAUAAGAGACUAGUAGGUGCUGAUGAUAAGAGACUAGUAGGUGCUGAUGGCGAUGGCGAUGGCGUUGGCGAUGGUGUUGGCGUUGCAGCUAAUCUAGAUGAAAGUGGCUCCGAUGACUCCGAUUCAGACGAAGACGUUGCCGAAAGCAAGCCAUUGUUGAGAACGACAUCGACUAUGACCGAGUCGGAGUUUUCACCUGAUGAAAAGAAAGAAAAGCCAGAGUUUAUGGAUUUAGAAGCUAAUCCAUUGAAGCCAAAUGCAACUAAUGGAACCCAUAGGAAACGUUCAAAUUUGAAAAGAAGGAUUUUUUAUUCUUUAGUACCUGCAAUUUGUAUUAUUUGGCUACUUUGCAGUUUCUACAAUCCUAAACACGGGUUUAAUUGCAAUAAAGUUGAGGUAUUCCAGAACCCAGAAGUUUUCUUUAAAGCAAUUUUAGACGUGGAUGAUGGCACGGUACAACAUCCUCUGACCUUUUAUAGAAAUCUGUUGAAUUUUGUUGAAACCGUUUUCGAAUAUGGAGAAGAAGCUAACAAGGCUAAAGAAAUCCAAGAAGUUGCUAAUCCAUUUGUUCCAAGUCCAAGAUAUGGUAAACCUGUUUAUAAAACUAUUUUGCUUGAUCGCCACUCAUUUGGCAAUUCAUAUGGACAUCCCAAAAUUGUCAAGUUUACAAUUCCUCAAAAUGUUACGUUCAACGCAGUUGUCUUGAAUUUGUUAACCGAAAUUGAUGGAAUUCAACACGAUAGACUAGCUAAUAUUUUUGUCAAUGGUGUUCAAAUCUGGAGAUCGUCAACAAUCGAACCUAGCGGAGAAAAAGUUUUUAGUAUUGUGAAUAAGGAUGUUUCAAAGUAUGCUAAAUUAUUUGAAGGAAAAGAUAACGAACUUUUAUUUGAAUUGAAUAACAUUGUUGAUGAUCAUUAUACCGGUGCUAUCAAUAUUACGUUGGGUGCAGAGUUUUUCCAUUUUGACCCAAAGCAUCAUCUUCAAGGGCACGCCGAAAUUUCCCAUAUGAAGGGACAUCAUGGGAAAGAAGAGGAGCAGUAUGGUUCUGGUUUGGUUUCCGACUCAGACUCAGACUCAGGCUCAGGCUCAGACUCAGACUCAGAUGUAGAGGAUAAUGAGAGAGAAAGUCAUAAUAGAGAAGAUAAGGAGCAUGAUAAACCACCUCACGGUAAACCACCUCAUGAUAAACCACCUCACGGUAAACCACCUCAUCACAAACCACCACACCAUGAGCCACCUCAUGGUAAACCACCACACCAUGAGCCACCUCACCAUGAACCACCUCACCAUGAACCACCUCACCAUGAGCCACCUCACCAUGAGCCACCACACCAUGAACCACCUCACGGUAAACCACCACAUCACAAACCACCUCACCAUGAGCCACCUCAUGGUAAACCACCACAUCACAAACCACCUCACCAUGAGCCACCUCACCAUGAACCACCUCAUGGUAAACCACCACAUCACAAACCACCUUUCCACAAAGAUCUCCGUCUUUUCAAGAUUAUGAGACCUGCGGAUUCUAUUCACGCAUUAACCACUGCUGAGAAGGGUCACGCUCCGGUUGAUUAUCUUUCAUCCAGUAGACUCAAGGUCAAGUUACCAACAGUUGCUAAAAAUACAACUCGUUUACAACUUUCGGUCUUCACUUCGGGAAAUGCGGGAGAAACGUUUUGGUACAAUAAUGUUGUUGAUGAAUACAAAAACAUCUUUAAAGAAGAAGGAAAUGAGUUUAUUGGUAAGGGCCCCUUAAGAUUGGUUAAUGUUUACUUCAAUGGCCAGAAAAUUGCAUCACAAACACCUGAACCUGUUAUAUUUACUGGAGGUAUUUCGCCGGCAUUAUGGUCACCUGUUGUUUCCAAUUCAGCUUUUGAUGUUCCAUCUAUUGAUCUUGAUGUUACUCCACUAUUACCAUUCCUUUGGGAACACCAAAGUCCCGGUGACCAGUUUUUGGAAAUCGAAGUAAGCAAUGGAUUAGGUGAAGUUGGUUUAUCAAACACCACUGCGGUCAACGAGAACUGGAUUACGUCUGCUAACUUGUUGGGUUUCCAACAUCCAGACGUUGUUGACUCUUCUGGUACUUUAAUCAAUGUUGACCAUUCAAAUAGAGCCCAUGUUUUCCCUAUUGCGAUUCCAUUUUCUCAUUCUUUUCAACAGAUUGUUAAUGGUAUUUUCAGCGCCCAGCUCAUUAGUAAUUUGAGCUUUACUUUGAGGAACAACAAGACUUUGAACACAACGUUUAGUUCAUAUUCCAAGGGUGAGAUAUCAAAUAUACAGCAUUACGCAUUCGACGGUAAUGUUCAAGCUCUUGUUCAUGUUGGACAUUCCUCCAGCUCGAUUUUGAUUCAGGACAAUGAUAUUCCAGCAUAUCCGCAAAGCAGGAACUGUCACAAGAGGAUACCAGAAAACAUCAUUCAUUCAGUAAAUACAUCAUUGAGCUAUCCAUUAGUAUUGAAAACAAAUACGGUGAAAAAGGAGGUUGGAAACGAUGCUCAGUAUGAUAUUGAGUAUGAUGUAAAAAUUGUCAAUGUUAAAGACUUGAGUAUGAACUUUGACGUUGGCUUUGGUGAUAUUAAUGUGAAGAGCAUUCAAAAUGGUACAUCGAAAUACUUUCUUUCUAGCGAAGGAAAUCAUGGAUUUGGUAGCUUAACCUCGAGAUACAAGAAUAGAGUUAGUUUUGGCGAAAACUUUAGAAGGGGAUUUAGAAGAAGAGUGGAUGCUGUGAAUGGGACAAUUGUUGAUGAGAGGUUAGAUUUCGGUCCAGAUAAAACCUGUAAUCCUAACCGUCAUCACUAUAAAUCCGGACACCAUGAUGAUGGGUCGGAUAAGCACCGUGCCAAAGGUGGUAGACAUCAUCCUAAAUCAACACACCACAAUCAACUAAGUAAAACCCAAAGGGAAAAUCAUCCUCAAGCUUUAUUCCAUAUGUAUAGGCAUAUGAUUUUAGGAAACAACCUUAUUCAUAAAGGGGAAAGUGCCAUUGAUGUUAUUAAGUCAGGUUUAUGGAAGGAUGAUCCUGUAGAGUUGGCUUAUCAAUUGUCCCCAACUCUUUUUAUCAAUGAGAGAAUUGAGUCAAUCAUAAAUUCAAAGAACGUCAAUGCUGAAGAAUAG
Molecule: messenger RNA, 3198 nt
Organism: Lodderomyces oxycetoniae
Lineage: Eukaryota; Fungi; Ascomycota; Pichiomycetes; Serinales; Debaryomycetaceae
Gene: PNG2
Product: Png2p
Exons: 1
Coding region: 1-3198 (1065 amino acids)
Source: RefSeq, a predicted model, not a curated record